Messenger RNA from Rana temporaria (common frog), 5561 nucleotides. RefSeq names its product adhesion G protein-coupled receptor G4 (gene ADGRG4). Gene Ontology annotation, molecular function: G protein-coupled receptor activity. The transcript has 27 exons. Gene Ontology annotation, biological process: adenylate cyclase-activating G protein-coupled receptor signaling pathway; cell surface receptor signaling pathway. Lineage: Eukaryota; Metazoa; Chordata; Amphibia; Anura; Ranidae. Gene Ontology annotation, cellular component: membrane. Bases 153 to 5336 code for a protein of 1727 amino acids. The record is from RefSeq and is a predicted model, not a curated record.
GAUCAAAGUGCACUGAGUGUUCAUCUUCCUGCAUUCUCAGAGAGUUACGUGGAAGCCUUACGGGGUCCAAUAUUCUGUCCAGAGGAUUUGUACACCCCAUUAAACUUUUCAUCGACCAUGAUAACCUGAAGAGCCAUCCAGAUGUGAAGCUAAUGAAAAUGAAGGUCCUGGGAACUAGACAAUUUCUCUUGAAGCUUUUUCUUCUACUGAUCCUUACCACAAACCUGGUGACAUCGGCAGAUAAAAAUCUACUUCCAAACGAAAAAGCAAAAAUUCGGUCAGACAAAAAUAUAGGACAAUUGCAAGAUACAAAUAUUCCUCCAUUGAUAGAUUUCACUGUGUGCCUAGAUCUUAAUUGCACAAACAAAGCUGCCUGGACUGUAUUCUCAUACUGUGUAGAAGAUGGCGAAGGGCCUGCUGAACUUGCCUUGGGUUUCUUGCGUGACAAUAUCUUUCGAAUCUUUCACCUGGGAGCCCAUUAUGAAUUUGAGCUGGAUCUGGAAAUAGAUACAUGGUAUACUAUAUGUUUAACCCGGAAGAGCAUCACAAGAAAGCUGGAGGCAUAUGUGAAUGGGAUAAGUGUCCUUACUAUGAAUAUGACUAGUAAUGAUCCACUGAAAGGCGGAGGAAGUCUGGUGUUAGGUUGUAACCAUUUAAGGGAGGCAGGCGAGAUCAGCAUUAUAACCAGUUCAAACUUUGCUGGAGAAUUAUACAACUUCCAGAUGUGGAAUUAUUCAAGAUCACCUAAUGAGCUGUAUGACUGUUCUGAAGGAAAUCUUCUCAGCUGGACAAAAGAGUUGUGGAAAUUUAAUAGACCAGAAAUCGAUGAUAAGUUACGUUGCGCUUCAGCCAAAGUAACAGAUAUACCAUCCUCCACCAAAGCAACAACUUUUCAAACAACAAUCAAUAAAAAUCUACUUCCAAACGAAAAAGCAAAAAUUCGGUCAGACAAAAAUAUAGGACAAUUGCAAGAUACAAAUAUUCCUCCAUUGAUAGAUUUUACUGUGUGCCUAGAUCUUAAUUGCACAAACAAAGCUGCCUGGACUGUAUUCUCAUACUGUGUAGAAGAUGGCGUAGGGCCAGCUGAACUUGCCUUGGGUUUCUUGGGUGACAAUAUCUUUCGAAUCUUUCACCUGGGAGACCAUUAUCACUUUAAGCUGGAUCUGGAAAUAGAAACUUGGUAUACUAUAUGUUUAACCCGGAAGAGCAUCACAGGACAGCUGGAGGUAUAUGUGAAUGGGAUAAGUGUCUUUACUAUGAAUAUGACUAGUAAUGAUCCACUGAAAGGCGGAGGAAGUCUGGUGUUAGGUUGUAACCAUUUAAGGGAGGCAGGCGAGAUCAGCAUUAUAACCAGUUCAACCUUUGCUGGAGAAUUAUACAACUUCCAGAUGUGGAAUUAUUCAAGAUCACAUAAUGAGCUGUAUGACUGCUCUGAAGGAAAUCUUCUCAGCUGGACAAAAGAGUUGUGGAAAUUUAAUAGACCAGAAAUCGAUGAUAAGUUGCGUUGCGCUUCAGCCAAAGUAACAGAUAUACCAUCCUCCACCAAAGCAACAACUUUUGAAACAACAACCACUUUACCACCAUCCACUAGCACAACACCACUAGACCCUAACUUGUCAUCCACUGAGACCUUGAAUGCUGCCACGACAAGUACGUCUAAAUUAACACCUGCACCUGAACUUGACUCCACAACAGUAACAAAGAUGGGAACAACUUCCAUAUCAGUGAAGCCACCAGAAUCUCAGGCUACAGAUCAGCCUGGACUGUCAGACAACUCUACACAAUCCUCUACAGCAGAGUCCUUCUCUGAAAAUAAUCCAGUAGUGAAUUCAAGUAUCAUCUUACCAACCAGGAGCAAUGUUUCUACAACUGCAAACAUAUCUUCAUCCCAUCCCAUUCAUCCCUCAGCAACAACACCACCCACUGUGACAACCUCAUCAUGGGUAAAACAUACAACUGCACAGCAAUUGACAACUUCAAGUACACUUGCAACUAUACCUCCAUAUGUGACAACAAGUUCAGGGUCAUUACAAGUCACUACUACUGACUCCAGUGGGAGAUCAUCUGCCGCCAAACCAUCUCCUCCUUCAAUUACAGAUACCCAGGUUGGAAUUACAAAGAUUACUGAAACUUCCUCCACUGACAGUACGACAUCUAAGAGCACAAGAUCACCAGCUGGCAUCCCAACCUCCACAAAGACCCCAGCAUCUAGCACUUCAAGUGAUUUUAAAAGAACAACACAAGGAGUUAUUAGUGUAUCUACUACAGCCGCUUCUACUCAAACGCCUUCUUCAUCACAGCCUAGUAGCAGUACUCUGGAAGUCAACACCUCACCAUUAUUUUUCCCCAUUACAGCGAACAUCUCAUUUUCUACUUUAUCACCUGCUCUUUCUGGAAUGACAGAAUCUUUAGUAUCAGAGUCAGGAUUCACAAGCACUGCAACUUCAGAAUACAGCAGGAAACCCGGGCAAGCAACAACAGACACACAAGUUGGAAUUACAAAGAUUACUGAAACUUCCUCCACUGACAGUACGACAUCUAAGAGCACAAGAUCACCAGCUGGCAUCCCAACCUCCACAAAGACCCCAGCAUCUAGCACUUCAAGUGAUUUUAAAAGAACAACACAAGGAGUUAUUAGUGUAUCUACUACAGCCGCUUCUACUCAAACGCCUUCUUCAUCACAGCCUAGUAGCAGUACUCUGGAAGUCAACACCUCACCAUUAUUUUUCCCCAUUACAGCGAACAUCUCAUUUUCUACUUCAUCGCCUGCUCUUUCUGGAAUGACAGAAUCUUUAGUAUCAGAGUCAGGAUUCACAAGCACUGCAACUUCAGAAUACAGCAGGAAACCCGGGCAAGCAACAACAGUCAGUUACUUCGUUGUCAGCAUGUCCUUGAAAUUCUCAGAUGCAGUGAUUGAUGCAGAUGAGGUUGCCUCCAGCGUGAAAAGCAUGUUGGACUCCUUUCUUAAUAAUACAGAUUUUUCGGUGCUGGAAAUAACUGUUUCUGAGGGACCAAGUUAUAUUUCAAAACUAAUCAUCCAAGCAAACUCUUCAGGCACGCCAGAAUCCCUCGCUGAGAAUUUGCAAAAUCUUUUGGAAGAUCUUAAAGAUGAACAGGGCAAUUUAAGUUUUUCCAUACAGAGCGUGAGCAUAAAGGCCUUGGAGAAAUGUCCUGCAGAGAAAAAACAGUAUAAUCAUUUUAUUUAUGAGUGGGAGGAAACAAACCCUGCCGGAACUGCACAAAUACGAUGCUACACCAAUCCAGAUGAGUUUGUUUCAAGAUACUGUUCUAUCAGUGUAAUUACGGAAAGGGCUGAGUGGAAAGACCCUGAUUUCAGCAGAUGUGUUCUUCUAACAUCACUUCCUAAUUUAUUUGAGGAUCUUGAUAACAUCACUGUGACACCAGAAAAUGCUAAAUAUUUGGCAGAACACAUUUUAAACAUGACAACAAAGGCACAUUCCCUGCCAGAAAAUGAUAUAAGGGUCAUUCUAAGCAAAGUCUCUGAAAUAAUAGCGUUGGCAGAUACAGACAUUAAAUUUGCCACAAUUCAUUUGAAUGUUAUAAACGACAUCUUAACCAAAGCUAGUUCUCUGAACAAAUUUACAAAUCGGAUCCUAAACAUUACAGAGGAAAUUGGAUUCAGAAUGAAUUUUCCUGGGGAUAGUGCAAAUGUCACUGCUGAUUCUAUGGCUUUACUAGUAUCGAAUGUUAACUUCAGUAGUUUUCAAGACAGUUACUUCACUGUAACGUCUUAUCAACAAGCACAGAACUUAGAGAUCAUAUCGGAAAAACCUCCAAUUGACAACGUUGUUGUCUCCAUAUAUCUGCCUGAAGCAAUAGGAGACGAAGCUGGAUUAGCAGCCUCUAAAGUGCAGUUCAACUUUUUAGGAAGUUUAUCACUUUUUCUGGAUUACACCUUUGGUAAUUACAAAUUAAACACCUACGUCAUCAGUGCCACUGUAGAAGGAGUUACCAUACAGAAAUUAGACCAGCCAGUUAGAAUCAAGCUACAGCACAUUGUUGACAACACGGAGAUGCGUCCAGUAAAGUGUGUAUUUUGGGACAUCACUAAAAACGAUAAUAUAGGUGGAUGGAAUGAAUCUGGCUGUUCAGUGGCUGAUACAGAUGUUGAUUUCACCUGGUGUAACUGCUCUCACCUUACUCACUUUGGGGUUCUUCUUGAUUUGUCAAGAAAACCUGUUGACAACCCAUUUGAUGAGUACAUAAUGAGUCUGAUGACGUAUGUGGGAUGUGGAAUCACCUCCUUGUUUCUAGCGUUCACUCUGGUCACUUAUGCAAUGUUUAACCAGCUGAGAAGAGACUACCCCUCCAAAAUACUGAUGAAUCUGUCAUUUUCACUGCUAAUGCUGAAUCUGAUUUUCUUGGUUGAUGAUUGGUUGACAACAUUUAGAAUUCACGGUCUGUGUGUCACUGUUGCUGCCUCCCUGCAUUAUUUUCUACUGACCUCCUUUACAUGGAUGGGACUGGAAGCUGUACAUAUGUAUUUUGCAUUUGUCAAGGUUUUCAAUUCAUACAUCCAUAAAUACAUUUUAAAAUUAUGCAUUGUUGGUUGGGGAAUACCAGCAGUUAUAGUUGUGGUGGUACUCAGUAUAAAUGUUAAUUUCUAUGGAGGUGUAUCCAAAACGAAUCAAUACAUCGAUCCUAGUGGCGACUCUGCAUCAUUCUGCUGGAUCCAGAACAAUGUCGUUUUCUAUGUAACGGUCGUGGCUUAUUUCUGUAUCAUAUUUCUGACCAAUAUAGCCAUGUUCAUUGUUGUACUUCUUCAAAUCAAGUCACUGAAGGCUACAAAGAUAAAGGAUUGGAAGACUCUCUUUUUCCAUGAUAUUAAAAGCACUCUCAGUCUUGUCUUCUUGCUUGGAUUAACCUGGGGCUUUGCCUUCUUUGCCUGGGAUCCUGUUCGAACUGCCUUCAUGUACCUAUUUACUAUUUUUAAUACUUUACAGGGAUUUUUUAUUUUUGUAUUUCACUGUCUGAUUAAGGAGAAUGUAAGAAAGCACUGGAGGAUGUACUUAUGCUGCGGAAGGUGCCAACUUGACAAUUAUUCAGACUGGAGCAGGUUGAGCAAUGCCGACACAAAAUAUAAUGGUCGCAUACAUCAGUCACCCUCCGAUUCCUAUCAGUCAACAAGAUCAAACAACACAGCAUCUACUAAUUCAUCCAGUCUGUCAGGCUUCUCUAGAGACGGCUAUUCUGAGUGGACCUAUAGAAAUGGAGGAAUAUUCAUCAAUUCAGCUCAAGCAGCACCUUCUAAUCGUGCAACCACCUAUCCUGACUCCACAAGAACAUUGCAAUUUUUGGAUUUUGGCACACAGUAAAAGGAACUGACAUAAUAUUUUCUCUCCCAUUAAAAUACAUAUUUUCUGUUUGCUAAAACACAAUGAACAAUGCUUUCAAGUGAAUUUACUGUCAGACACAAAAAGACAUUUACACCCUGAAUUAUCAUGUUUCAAGUUAGUUAUUCAGAAGGGCACAAGGAUGUGAGAAUUGUGUGCAUACUGGAAGAUGAUGUAAUAUUCAGAAGUAAUGCUUAAAGCGGAGUU